AUGAAUCAGAGCCGGAAGAAGGAGACGAAGAGGAAGAAGAAGGAGAGGAGGAGGAAGAAGAAGGAGACGAAGAGGAAGAAGAAGGAGACGAAGAGGAAGAAGAAGGAGACGAAGAGGAAGAAGAAGGAGACGAAGAAGAAGGAACGUCAGACAAAUAAAGAUCUAAAGCCACAUCUGAUGAUCGGCUGGAACUUCUCUGAAGUUCUAGUUCCGGUUCACCUGAAAAAUAUCUAA
Molecule: messenger RNA, 234 nt
Organism: Gongylonema pulchrum
Lineage: Eukaryota; Metazoa; Nematoda; Chromadorea; Rhabditida; Gongylonematidae
Source: the annotation of a GenBank genome assembly